UACAGGCAGAAAAAUUGCCAUAGAUGCAUCCAUGUGCAUCUACCAGUUCCUGAUCGCUGUGCGUCAGGACGGAAACGUUCUGCAGAACGAAGAUGGAGAGACGACGAGCCAUCUGAUGGGAAUGUUCUACCGGACGAUCCGCAUGCUGGAACAUGGGAUCAAACCUGUGUACGUGUUUGAUGGCAAGCCUCCACAGCUCAAGUCAGCAGAGCUGGAGAAGAGAGGCGAGAGGAGGGCAGAAGCUGAGAAGUUGCUCACUCAAGCUCAGGAAAUGGGGGAACAAGAGAAUAUUGACAAAUUCUCUAAACGUCUGGUAAAAGUCACCAAACAGCAUAAUGAAGAUUGCAAGAAGCUGCUCACCCUGAUGGGGGUUCCCUACAUCGAGGCUCCGUGCGAGGCAGAGGCCAGCUGUGCUGCUCUGGUGAAAGCAGGGAAGGUGUUUGCCACAGCAACAGAAGACAUGGACAGUCUGACCUUUGGCACAAAUGUCCUGCUCAGACACCUCACCGCCAGUGAAGCAAGGAAACUUCCUAUUCAAGAAUUCCACUUCAGUCGAAUCCUGCAAGACAUCGGCCUGACCAAUGAACAGUUCAUAGACCUGUGUAUUCUGCUGGGCUGUGACUACUGUGGCACCAUCAAGGGGAUCGGCCCCAAGAGGGCCAUCGACCUGAUCAGACAGCACGGCUCCAUCGAGGAGAUCCUGGAAAACAUUGACACCAGCAAGCACCCAGCUCCAGAGGACUGGCUGUUCAAAGAGGCCAGGGGUUUGUUUUUAGACCCUGAGGUGGUGGAUUGUUCCAAAGUGGAUUUGAAGUGGGUCGAGCCUGAUGAGGAAGAACUGGUCCAGUUUAUGUGUGCUGAGAAACAGUUCAGUGAGGACAGGAUUCGUAACGGCUAUAAGAAGAUCCAAAAGAGUCGACAGGGCAGCACACAAGGACGGUUGGACUCUUUCUUCUCGGUCACUGGAUCUCUGUCCUCCAAGCGAAAGGAACCUGAGGUUAAAGGAUCGGCGAAGAAAAAGCAGAAGACUGGAGCCACACCAGGCAAAUUUAAGAAGGGCAAAUAGACUGAACACAAUUCUAAAUAAACUGUUGAGACGAGAUGAUGCAACAGA
Messenger RNA from Paralichthys olivaceus (Japanese flounder), 1114 nucleotides. Lineage: Eukaryota; Metazoa; Chordata; Actinopteri; Pleuronectiformes; Paralichthyidae. The record is from RefSeq and is a predicted model, not a curated record.